This is a messenger RNA of Nematocida parisii ERTm1, 2085 nucleotides long. RefSeq lists its product as uncharacterized. Bases 1 to 2085 code for a protein of 694 amino acids. The record is from RefSeq and is a predicted model, not a curated record. NCBI's taxonomy places the organism in Eukaryota, Fungi, Microsporidia. The transcript has a single exon.
AUGAAGAAUAAUGCAAAAACACUACUAUUAAUAUUCAUGCUUAUGUGUCUAUUGCCACUAGGCAUAGUAAUUUGCACAGCCUGGCGUAAAUUCAAACGGGUAGAUAAGAGAACUACUAAUAUGGUUUUAGAAAAUCCCUGUGAAAAAAAACAAGAGAUAAAUAAUCUAAAUAGAAAUACUCGCCUGAACUCGGCGGAAAGCGAACCUACGCUAAGAAAAACUACUCCAUUAAGUGCAGAGAGAAAUGCAAAGGAAUUGGGAUAUGUGCCAAAUACACACUUUAGUCCAGUGGAUGGGACUUUUAUGGAAAAUAAUUCUAGCACAAAAUCAGUGUUUAUGGAAUGCAAUGUCUCAAAUAAGCAAGCUGAAAAACAAGAAAACAUCCAGAUAAAAGAUGUAAAAUAUACGAAAAAUCAAAACAUAAACGCCUCUCAAGAAUUAGCAUCAGUUCCUGCAUGUGGCUUACAAGAAAAAGAGGAGUUAAUAGAGCUGCUAGAAUGUCUUUCUAAAAAGAACCCAAGCCUAGCUCUAGAUCCUCGCGAUUACAAUGACACUUAUAUUAUCAAUACACUUCUUGUGAACAGAAAUAUACCUGUAAUUGAAAACCUUGUAAUUUCAAGCAUAAAGGCAAUAGAAGAAAUAACACUAUGGGAGGCUUUGCUGGCAUGCAAAGAAGGAAGGUCCAUAGACAUAGAUGCCAGCCACUUAUAUUCUAGUAUUCAAGUUGUUAUUCGCUAUCCUAAGGACCUGUUUUAUAUUCCACUUAUUGCACAUGCAUUGUUUACGUAUUACAGCUCAAAGAAUAUGUCUUUUGUUUCUUUGUCCCUAUUGCAGUUUAACUUUAAGCUAAAUAUAAACAUUUUCAACGAAUUUCAGAUAUUUAGAGAAGUAAAGAGUCUUAUGCUGUGCAGAACAUUUAUUUGGACUAGCACCCUUAAUACACUAAAAGGCUUUAACAAUUUGAAGAAGCUUAGAAUUUCAAAAGUAAUAGUGUUAAACAGCGGCGACACUGCCACAGCUCCCUCUUUACCAAAGUCACUGAAAAGAUUAAUUAUAUCUGAUAUUGAUAAAAAAAUUCUAAACUGGAUUCUUGUUGGAGUAGACCUAUGCCCGAAUCUAGAAGACGUAGAAAUCUCAGAAAUUGACUCUAUGGAUACUUGCGCUCUGAAUCAACUAACAACUCUUAGCAAAUUAACUUCAUUCAGACUCAGAAACGUAGUGUUUUCUGGCUGCCCAGACUUCUCCUUCCUUAAACAGAUGAAUAUACUCAGAAGACUAACUAUGUGGAAUAUUUUCUAUUCUUACACUGAAAAGUUUAAAGUAGAAGAAUUGAAUAAAAUUAAAAAUAAUCUACUAUACUUAGUUCCAGACAGUGCAGAAAAGAAAAUACUCGAUGAAUAUGCAGACGUAGUGAAGAAAAACAAAGAAGUUGGAAAAAGCAUUUCUUCUAUCAAUAUUAUUGUAGAUAGCAAGCUAUACAAUGACCUAGGGAUGCAUAAAACAGCUCCUAGGAAGAAUGAAAGGUGUGCUAUCCGAAUUGAAAUUAUAAAUAACAUAGACUAUUUCGGGGUAUAUUCAGUUGGGUUAGAAUUUACACUAAAUGAUACACAUUGCUGGCUUGAUAUUAGAAUUGAUCCGGAAACAGCAGUAGACCCUGCCUCUUUAUUACUUGAUAGCCUACAGAGAAUUAGAUUCUCGUUCUUACAAAUAGAAACCAUUAGAACAAUACAUGUAGAGAAUUCUCUUAGUAUUAAACCAAAAGAAAAUUUAAUAAUAGACAUGCUUUCAGAUAAAAUAAUUAACUAUGCAAAGAACAGCAAGAUAAAAAGCUUAAAACUAGUAGCUUUAGUGCCAUCAGUAACAAUAGAUAUGUAUAAAAUUAUUAUGUUUAAUAAUUCUAUGCCAGAUCUUGAAAACCUAGAGCUAUCAAAUAUUACCUUUGCACCAGACACUACAGAGCCAGAAAGCAUCGAUGAAAAAAAUACUCUGCAGAUUUAUAAAGAACAUAUGCCAAAAAAUCUGAAUUAUAAGUCCUUUGCAUUUACUAAAAGAGAAAACAAUCUUGUAUUUUCUGGGUAUUCAUAA